This is a messenger RNA of Cyprinodon variegatus (sheepshead minnow), 2000 nucleotides long. It is a transcript of the gene pjvk, whose product is annotated as deafness, autosomal recessive 59. Gene Ontology annotation, cellular component: cytoplasm. The transcript is spliced from 6 exons. NCBI's taxonomy places the organism in Eukaryota, Metazoa, Chordata, Actinopteri, Cyprinodontiformes, Cyprinodontidae. Gene Ontology annotation, biological process: programmed cell death. The coding region runs from base 15 to 1136 and encodes 373 amino acids. The record is from RefSeq and is a predicted model, not a curated record.
UCAGUUCAGUUUGUAUGUUAAGAAUGUUUGCUGCAGCCACUAAAAACUUUGUGAAACAGGUAGGAGACACAGGAAGACUAAUCCCGGUUCCCAGCCUGAGCGAGGCUGAUCGAUACCAACCCCUUAGCCUGGUCACCAGAAAGAGGAAGAGACAUUUCUGGAAAAAGAACAAGUACGCUUCAACUGCGUUUUCGCUGAAAGACAUCCUUGUUGGAGAAAAAGAGAUCACGGCAGGAGUAUCCUCCUAUCAACUCCUAAACUAUGAGGAUAAAUCUGACGUAUCCCUGAACGGUCGUUUAGGUAAUCACAUAAUAAACGAUGUGGGGUUUAACCUCAGCGGGUCAGACUCAGUGGCCGUCAAGGCCUCCUUCGGCAUUGUGACCAAACACGAGCUGGAGGUUCCAACCUUACUACGUGAACUUAACUCAAGGAAGGUGGAUCUUGACCACUGCCUGGUUCGUCAGUCUAGGGAGAGUGGACGUUCUGUCCUCUGUGUGGUUGUAGAGAGUAUCCGGACAACGCGUCAAUGCUCUUUAACCGUCCACGCUGGCAUGAGAGGGACAACCAUGAGGUUUCAGAUCGACGAUGGCCGAAACCCUAAAGGUCGAGAUAAAGCCAUCGUCAUUCCCGCUCACACUACCAUUGCCUUCAGUAUCUGCGAGCUGUUUGUCCGUCUAGACGGACGACUGGAUAUCUGUGUUGCUCCAGAGUCAAAGGGGGGAUUUGAGAGGGAGCAGAUGAGGGAGCAGCUGGGCGGCUUUGUUGGCCAUUUCUCAAUGGGUCGCCUGCGCCGCUUCUUGUCCGGAAUAAUCUAUGGAAACCCAUUCCGAGCAGAUGACAGAACAUUCGAAGAACUAACCCACUCCGAUACCUACAUGGACGACAUGGUGACAGAGUACUACGAGAAGGCCGCCAGUAUGACGGACGUGUCCACGUCCUACCUUAGGGAAAGCUCCCACACGCGGGUCAACCUACUGAAGCACAACAUCCGGAAGGGACCCUGCGCACUGUGUGGUAUGGGAAACCAGCGGCGGGAAACUGUCUACGGCUGUCUGGAGUGUUCCAGUGGGGGUCAGAAGUACGUCCGGCUGCAUGUAGUGCCCUGUUUCGAUCUUUGGCACAAAACCCUGAGGUGAAAAGGGCAAACUUUUGAACUGCGGCCAACAUCUUUGUAACAUCCUGCCGUUGCCUCAGGAGAACAAACUGUCUCUAAACUUAAUCUCCAGGUCACCUGGCUGCUGUAUCAUUUUCAGCAGCAUCUCAUUUCCACACUUGUGGACAUUUCCACCGCCUGUGUACUGUAGCUGCUAUCAGAUUAAUUAUUCAGCAAGGGAUGGUGUAAAAAGCUCAGUUCCAACUCUGUCAUUGGUUACAAGUUUUUGUUUGAACUCUUUCUCACCUACAUUCAACUUUUAACCUUUUGUCGACAAGAAUGUUGUUUAGAAACCAUCGCAAUAAGCCUCUGAUCAUCUCGAGUAUAACUUUGAAUAGCAGUUUUAGACUUUGAUCCAGAAGUGACCUACUAAAGACUAUUCACAAAUGUGUGUUAUUUCCAAAAACAUAUUGUUUUCUACUGUUGUUUUUGUUUUAUGAACCUAAAUAGGGGGGAAAGAUGUUUUUAUAGAUAUUGUUUUGCACAUUUAACUGGUGAGACUCUAUUUGGACACACAGAAGCACUGGUUUUAAACCGUGCUACGGUCUUUGUCUUAUUCGAAGGUUAAUAGCUGCCUCAGCUUAAAGUCUUGCAGCCUCUUAUAGCAUUUUUUGUGUCUGGUAUUCAUUUUCAUCCAUGCUUCUUUAACUCUGAGCAUCUUACCUGGCAUUUUUAGACCAAAUUUACCGAGGGGGUGCCUAGGUGGGGUCAAUUUUUUUUUUAUGGGGCCAGGGCAACAGUUCAUUAUUUAAAAUAGUUGAACUAAAGAACCAUUUGCUACUCUGGAAAACCUCAGAUAUAGUAGAUACAAACUAUGAUCAUAUCUAAAUAUGACUGAAGCUAAAAU